AUGAUAAUUAAAGUAAGAACUUUACAAAAUAACGAGGAAGAAAUAAAUGUAGAUAAAGAUGAUACUAUUUUUGAUUUGAAGAAAAAAGUUGAAAACGUAUUACCGGAUAUGCCUUCUGACAAACAGAAACUAAUUUUUAGUGGAAAAAUAUUAAAAGAUGAAAGUAAAGCUGUAGAUAUAUUAAAUGAAAAUGAUAUUAUUAUAGUUAUGGUAACUAGAAAAAUAUUCAAUAAAAACAAUUCAAAAGAUGACGUAAAUAACACGUCUUCCAAUUCAUUAAAAAACAACGAUAAUAAACUUAAUGAUUCAAAAGUCAAUACUGAUAACAAAGCAUUAAAUAUUAAUGAUAAUAUAAAUGCAUUAAAUAAAAAUGAGCAAAAAAUUGAAGAAAAUGAAAAUAAUAAUAUUGAAAGUAAACAAAUUGAAAACGUAGAUAAUGCUGAAUCAAUGUUAUUGAUAGGAGAAAAAUUAAAGGAGACCAUAGACAAUAUUUGUGCUAUGGGAUUUGAAAAAGAAAAUGUAGAAAAAGCAAUGAUCUUAGCUUAUAAUAAUCCUAAUAGAGCAAUAGAUUACUUAACUAAUGGAUUUCCAGCUUCAAAUGAUACAAAUGAGAAUGCUUAUGAAAGAGAAGAUGUUGGAAAUAUUCCCAAUUUAUCUAACCUUUUAAUAAAUGACAAUUUAUUAGGCGAAAACCAAAGACAGUCUUCAUCACAAAAUCCCGAAUUAUUUAGAAAUUCUCCUUUUUUUAACGUUUUGAGGGAUGUUGCAUUAUCUAACCCUCAAAGAAUACCAGAAAUUUUAGAAAUGAUUGGAAGAACAGAUCCGUCUUUUUUAGAAUAUAUAAGAGAACAUCAAGGAGAAUUUUUGAGAGCUAUUCAAAAUUACAAUAAUGAAAAUGUAGAAAAUGAGCAACCAAAUGAAGCAUCCAUUGAACAAAACAAUCAAAAUAUAAUUGAUCAGAGUAAUGAAAGUUAUAAUAUCCCCAUUACUCCAUUAAACGAAAAUGAAAUGGAAAGUAUUAAAAAAUUAGAAUCAUUAGGUUUUCCUAAACAUAUUGCUUUAGAAGCCUUUAUUGCUUGCGAUAAAAAUGAAGAAAUGGCGGCAAAUUAUUUAUUUGAAAAUAUGAAUGAUUAUUUUUCAGAAUAA
Messenger RNA from Plasmodium gallinaceum, 1146 nucleotides. Its product is annotated as DNA repair protein RAD23, putative. Lineage: Eukaryota; Apicomplexa; Aconoidasida; Haemosporida; Plasmodiidae. The transcript has a single exon. The record is from RefSeq and is a predicted model, not a curated record. Gene Ontology annotation, molecular function: ubiquitin binding; polyubiquitin modification-dependent protein binding; proteasome binding. Gene Ontology annotation, cellular component: nucleoplasm; cytosol. The coding region runs from base 1 to 1146 and encodes 381 amino acids. Gene Ontology annotation, biological process: nucleotide-excision repair; proteasome-mediated ubiquitin-dependent protein catabolic process.